Messenger RNA from Contarinia nasturtii (swede midge), 4068 nucleotides. It is a transcript of the gene sxc, whose product is annotated as UDP-N-acetylglucosamine--peptide N-acetylglucosaminyltransferase 110 kDa subunit. The record is from RefSeq and is a predicted model, not a curated record. NCBI's taxonomy places the organism in Eukaryota, Metazoa, Arthropoda, Insecta, Diptera, Cecidomyiidae. The transcript has 10 exons. Gene Ontology annotation, biological process: protein O-linked glycosylation. Bases 626 to 3781 code for a protein of 1051 amino acids. Gene Ontology annotation, molecular function: protein N-acetylglucosaminyltransferase activity; protein binding.
AUCAAACUCAUACAUGCAAACACAGUGGCUAUAUUAGUGAAUAGAGAGACAGAGCUAGGAAGUCUAAGAGGCAAUGUAUGUAAAACAACACAAGAAAAUUCGUAUAAAAUAGAGAUAGAGAGAGAAAGAGAGAGUAGAAAAAAGUUUACCGUCUUCGUUUGGCAUUGAAGGAAAAAAAAUUGCACACAAGCUCAAAAUAAAUGCUAACACGUUCAUCAUUACAAUUACUAAAAUUGACGAGUUACAAUUCAAUUUACUGUGUAAAACCAUUCGCGUGAAUGAAAUUUCGAUUUGGUUUCGAUGUGAAUUAAUUUAUGCGAUAAAAUUAAUAAGUCAGUCAAAGAGACAAACUACAAAAAAAAAACAAAGUGCAAACUGAAAGCGUGUUUAACUGGAGUUAGUUGGCUGGAUAAGUCGAGGUACUGAAUUUUAAACGCCAUAAACGUGAAUAUUUUUGACGUGAAAACAAGAGCUUGUCCUCUUUGGUCUUGAUUAUUCUAAUAUCACGAAUGCACACAUAAUUGUAUGGUGUUCAAAAGAUAACUAAAUUCGAUCUUAAAGUCAGACAAAAGAAACAACAAAAAGAAAGUGCGGUACUAGCGACUAAAUAAGUAAAUAGCAAACCAUGCAAGGACAACAGCCAGUAAUACGGCAAACAGAUCAACAAAUUUUACAACAACCAGCCAGCAUUGUUAUCAAAAUGACUGAUGGCAUUCAACAAAUUACACCAGUUGGCCUACUGGAACUCGCCCAUCGAGAAUACCAAGCAGUGGACUACGAAAAUGCUGAACGACAUUGUAUGCAACUAUGGCGACAAGAUAGCAGCAACACUGGUGUUUUAUUGCUUCUGUCAUCAAUUCACUUCCAGUGUCGACGAUUUGACAAAUCCGCACAUUUUUCAACAUUGGCUAUCAAACAAAAUCCACUUCUGGCAGAAGCGUAUAGCAAUUUGGGCAAUGUGUACAAAGAACGUGGACAAUUACAAGAAGCAUUGGAAAAUUAUAGACAUGCCGUUCGUCUAAAGCCGGAUUUUAUCGAUGGCUACAUUAAUUUGGCUGCUGCAUUAGUUGCAGCCCGAGACAUGGAACAGGCCGUACAAGCAUAUGUUACUGCCCUGCAGUACAAUCCGGAUUUAUAUUGCGUUCGCAGUGAUCUGGGAAAUUUACUAAAAGCAUUAGGUAGAUUGGACGAGGCAAAGGCGUGUUACUUGAAAGCAAUUGAAACACGUCCGGAUUUCGCCGUUGCAUGGAGUAACUUGGGAUGUGUGUUUAAUGCACAAGGCGAAAUUUGGUUGGCAAUUCAUCAUUUUGAAAAGGCGGUCACAUUAGAUCCAAACUUUUUGGAUGCAUACAUCAAUUUGGGAAAUGUUUUGAAAGAGGCCCGCAUAUUUGAUCGAGCCGUAGCUGCUUAUUUACGAGCGUUGAAUUUAUCACCAAAUAAUGCGGUCGUGCAUGGAAAUUUGGCCUGUGUCUACUAUGAACAAGGACUCAUUGAUCUGGCCAUCGACACGUAUCGCCGAGCCAUCGAACUACAGCCGAACUUCCCAGACGCAUAUUGUAAUUUGGCCAAUGCACUCAAAGAAAAGGGACAGGUCCAAGAAGCUGAAGAUUGUUAUAAUACAGCACUUCGUCUAUGCCCAACACAUGCUGAUUCGUUGAAUAAUUUGGCAAACAUCAAACGUGAGCAAGGAUUUAUCGAAGAAGCAACUCGAUUAUAUUUGAAAGCAUUGGAAGUGUUCCCCGAAUUCGCGGCAGCACAUUCAAAUUUGGCAUCAGUUUUGCAGCAACAAGGCAAAUUAAAUGAGGCCCUCAUGCAUUACAAAGAAGCGAUUCGUAUUCAGCCAUCGUUUGCUGAUGCAUACUCAAAUAUGGGAAAUACUCUGAAAGAAAUGCAAGAUGUUACCGGAGCAUUACAAUGUUACACACGAGCAAUUCAAAUAAAUCCAGCUUUUGCUGAUGCACACAGCAAUUUGGCCAGCAUUCAUAAGGACUCUGGAAAUAUACCCGAGGCUAUACAGUCAUACCGUACAGCGCUUAAAUUGAAACCAGACUUUCCCGAUGCAUACUGUAAUUUGGCACAUUGCUUGCAAAUCGUAUGCGAUUGGUCCGACUAUGAUAGUCGCAUGAAAAAAUUGGUUGCUAUUGUUGCCGAACAACUCGAAAAGAAUCGUUUGCCAUCGGUACAUCCGCAUCAUUCAAUGCUCUAUCCAUUGAGCCAUGAAUUCCGUAAAGCAAUUGCUGCCCGACAUGCCAAUUUAUGCUUGGAAAAGAUUCACAUAUUACAUAAGCCACCAUACAAAUUUUGUCGCGAGUUGAAUUCAACUCGACUACGAAUUGGAUAUGUGAGCAGCGAUUUCGGCAAUCAUCCAACAUCGCAUUUAAUGCAGAGCGUACCCGGAAUGCAUGAUCGAAGUCGAUUUGAAAUCUUUUGCUAUGCCCUCAGUGUUGAUGAUGGCACAGCUUUUCGUAGUAAAAUUACCAACGAAGCCGAACAUUUCAUUGACUUAUCACAGAUUCCAUGUAAUGGAAAAGCCGCUGAUCGUAUUUAUGCCGACGGUAUUCAUGUUCUUGUUAAUAUGAAUGGUUAUACAAAGGGUGCUCGCAACGAAAUAUUCGCAUUGCGUCCAGCACCAAUUCAGGUUAUGUGGCUUGGUUAUCCAGGAACAAGCGGUGCAAGCUAUAUGGACUACAUCAUAACUGAUGCAAUUACUUCACCACUCGAAUUACAGGAUCAAUACAGUGAAAAAUUGGCAUACAUGCCAUACACAUACUUUAUCGGUGACCACAAACAAAUGUUUCCGCAUCUCAAAGAGCGACUUGUUGUUAGCGAUAAAAGCGGCAAUGGAAAUUUAGCGGACAAUGUAGCUGUUAUCAAUGCGACCGAUUUAUCGCCACUCGUUGAGAGCACUGAUGUUAAAGAGAUUCGUGAAGUGAUUAUUUCACAGAAAACGGUUGAGGUGUCGAUGAAAGUGGCUGAAUUGCCAACAACAACACCGAUCGAAACAAUGAUUGCAAACCAUCAAAUUCAAACGUCAGUCAAUGGUGUCGUACUACAGAAUGGAUUGACCACCACACAAAUAAAUAAUAAGGCAGCCACUGGUGAAGAAGUACCACAAAAUAUUGUAAUAACCACCAGACAGCAGUAUGGAUUGCCAGACAGUGCUAUUAUCUAUUGUAACUUCAAUCAAUUGUAUAAAAUUGAUCCAUUAACUUUGGAAUCAUGGGUGAAUAUUUUGAAAUGUGUUCCAAACUCCGUUCUAUGGUUGCUUCGUUUUCCAGCCGUUGGUGAACCAAAUCUGCAACAAACUGCACAAAAUUUGGGCUUACCAGGUGGUCGUAUAAUCUUUUCCAAUGUUGCUGCAAAGGAAGAGCACGUUCGUCGUGGUCAGUUGGCCGAUGUUUGUUUGGAUACACCAUUAUGUAAUGGUCACACAACAUCGAUGGAUGUACUAUGGACCGGAACCCCAGUUGUAACAUUACCCGGUGAAACACUUGCUUCACGAGUCGCUGCAUCACAACUCAACACGCUUGGUUGCCCAGAACUGAUUGCCCGAAGCCGUCAAGAGUAUGAGCAAAUUGCCAUUCGCUUGGGAAAUGAUCGAGAAUAUUUGCGAAGCAUGCGUCACAAAGUGUGGAAAGCACGUGCUGAUAGCCCAUUAUUUGAUUGCAAAGAAUACGCAAACGGAUUGGAGUUGUUAUUCUCACGGAUGUGGGAUCGUCAUUCACACGGUCAUGAUGUCGCUGAUCACAUAACAGACACUACAGUAGCCGUUGGGAAAUAAAAUGCAAGCUGAUUAAAAAUUAGUUGUUGCAAUGAAAAACAACUACAUACAUCUCGUUAGCCCAUAAGAUUUAAAUACAAUAGUUUAUUAUAAUUGUAAUUAUUAUAUAUAUUUUUUGUUCUUUACCCUUGCGGAUGUUACAUUUUUCAAUAAUUGCCGAAUAUAAUUUUUGAGCUGUAAACAAAUCAAUUGUCUAAUAUAUUGUUUGCUUUGACCCGGUAUUUGAGCACUUAUGUUUUAAAAAUUCAAAUAAAUAAAGUAUUCAAAUUUGACGCAUUGCAAAUCUA